ACCUUCAAGAGCAUCAGAAGAGCAGCAAACAAACAAGCAGCACGCCCAUAGUCUUUGGACCUUCGAGGGCUACCGAGAGUUUUGAAGAGGAAGAAUCCCACCCGGGCUCAGCGCUACUUUCAUGGCUACGGCGAGCACCUCAGGGCUUGGCAAGAAGAAGAAGAACCCUGGACUCAUGGAUUCUUUUAGCAAGAUCUUUGGAGGGGACAAAAAGAAAAGAAGCAAGGGGUCAUUCCGGGGUCACCUGGCCGCAUCACCCCAGCAGUCCUCUGCCCGCCGCAAGACCAAUGAAAAUGCUGUGGUCCAGUUCUUCCGCAACAUUGUUUCCUCACCUCGUCCUAAAUCAAAGGUUUCGUCACCACGUGCAGAGAGCACAAAGUCGCCCGUCAGACGACGCAGGGAGCAAAGCACGCUGUCCAGACUCUUCAACCUGGGUGAAACCAAGUCCCGUCCACCCCCCAAACGCUGGAGCACCAUCUUCUGAGCUCUCCCCUAAGGUCCAAAGCAAAAAGUCAAAGCAGAUGGGACAAGAUGAUGGGGGAUCAACACACGGGGACGUGGCAGAUUCACAACUCCAAAAAAAUUAACACACUAACAUUGGAUUUCUGUGUCCACUCUCCACAGAUGGAGACGGUCUCAUCCAAGUCCUUAUUUAGCUGUCCAAGUGUUUAAAAAGUCCAGUCAAGCUUUGAGUUUGUAUCUCACUGUAAAAAUAUCCUAGUCAGAUGGUGCUAAUUUUGGUAAAUGUUUUUCUAUUUCUGUCUUGUCUGGCUUUUUUUUUUUUUUUUUUGUACGAGUGAUGCGUUGUGUGCCUCACAGCUUUCUACAAAAUGGUCAAAAUAUUUUUCAACACCUCAAUGAUUAAUCGUGUACAGAUUAAUUGAUCGAGUGGACAUGCCCUUUUAAAUUGCACUGACUAAUCACAAAUCAUUUGGUGGUAUGCAUACUAUUUAUUACAUUGGAGGACGUAACGUUUUGUGUGGUUUGCGUCAAAAAAAAAAAGAAAGGUUUGUCGAUCCGAUGGUCCGUUUGCAAGUGGCUCAAAGGUUUUAGGUGGAAUGAAACAACAUGUUUGAGUUUAGUGAUCAGGAAGUCAUGUGUUUAGUCUUUCUUGUGAAUAUUAUCAUUUUGAGAUGUUUGAUGUGCUAACGGGUCACAGUUAGAAAUUAACACUUUCAUUCAUAAACUAAAAUAAAAUAUAAACACAACUUUA
Syngnathus typhle (broad-nosed pipefish) is the source of this 1213-nucleotide messenger RNA. Its product is annotated as myelin basic protein-like. Bases 122 to 484 code for a protein of 120 amino acids. The record is from RefSeq and is a predicted model, not a curated record. Lineage: Eukaryota; Metazoa; Chordata; Actinopteri; Syngnathiformes; Syngnathidae. The transcript has 5 exons. Gene Ontology annotation, molecular function: structural constituent of myelin sheath.